AUAGUCUCGUCUGAAGCUGGUUCCAUCACUUUGCGGCACGAGAGCGAAGGCGGGACAUCAUGCCUCAGUUUGAAACGACGUGAAUGCCGAUGGGAUCGCCGUCGGCCUUGUUCAUCCAGCGUUCAUGAGGAUCGUGGCCGAGAUGACCGCCGGCGUGGGGUUCGAUAUAUCUGUGUUGAGCGCCUCGAGGACCAGGGUAUAUGUUCAUUCCAGAAUCCAGAACUGAGAAAAGGCUCUUCCUGCCCCUUUCAGGGACUGUUGAUUGACUUUCACAGGGAUACCGGCACUGCAGACCCUAUUUUCGGACUCGAGGACAAAUUACCCACUCCUUUAACUUAA
Pseudocercospora fijiensis CIRAD86 is the source of this 339-nucleotide messenger RNA. RefSeq lists its product as uncharacterized. The annotation marks the transcript as partial. The transcript has a single exon. NCBI's taxonomy places the organism in Eukaryota, Fungi, Ascomycota, Dothideomycetes, Mycosphaerellales, Mycosphaerellaceae. The record is from RefSeq and is a predicted model, not a curated record.